This is a messenger RNA of Salmo salar (Atlantic salmon), 2268 nucleotides long. RefSeq names its product tyrosine-protein kinase STYK1. Gene Ontology annotation, molecular function: transmembrane receptor protein tyrosine kinase activity; ATP binding. Gene Ontology annotation, cellular component: plasma membrane; signaling receptor complex. Gene Ontology annotation, biological process: cell surface receptor protein tyrosine kinase signaling pathway; protein phosphorylation; multicellular organism development. The record is from RefSeq and is a predicted model, not a curated record. NCBI's taxonomy places the organism in Eukaryota, Metazoa, Chordata, Actinopteri, Salmoniformes, Salmonidae.
UGUGAUUGUUGAUAGGAGUGGAAAGACCAGUUUCACUUUGGGAAAAGUAAUGGAGAUGGGAGGUGUUGGCAUUCAAGACUAGCCACGUUGAGGCAGUGUGAAUCGACCACACCUUUGACCUUUGAUGGAGACAGGUGAUAAGGAGGAGACAAAAAUAGUUUGAAAUAGUUGUGAGGGCAUCGCAAACCCACACGCUGUAGCACUUUACACACUAAGGGACACACUACAAGCCCAAAACAGAACUCACCCUGUGCAGGUGAUAAGGGUGAGGAGGAAAAGGUGCAGGAGAGGGCAGGGCUAACCUGGGAGAGUUACAAAGCAGACACAAGGAAAGAGACGCAACAGAAGAGGGAGACUGACAGAUAGAGAAGUUGGGAAAGUGGGAGAUGCCAAUUGUUACAUGCUGGGGUUACAAUACAAUGGAGGGUGAUAGACGAUCGUUAAUAUCAAAAGUGUGAUUCUACUAGUGCUUCUCGUGAGGAGGGGCACUACAGAAGCUUUGGAUGCUGAGGACAUAAUACCAUUACACCAUCAUUGAGACUCAGCCUUACACAGGGAGCAUGCCACGAUGUCAUCCUACUCUGACGCCGAUAACCAGUGUCAACCGGGGAACACCAUCUGCGAGAUCACAGUGUAUGAACAGGAAGUGAUCAUCGUGCCCGUCCUGCUCCUUGCAAGCUUCUUGGUCUCUCUGCUAAUCGUUCUCCUGCUGAGGUACUGCCCUGGAAAGGAAAACCGCAGACGACCCACAGUAACCCUAGCCCGACCACACAGCACCAGCAGGUCGAGCAGACACACACAGAGGAAAAGUGCCAGAUGGAACCUACAGGGCAUUGAGGCUCCUCCUGAGCUGAACCCUCUGGAGCAUGAGGAGUUACCUAUGAGCACUCCGACCCGGCGUGACACCCCAGCCACGUUGUCUGCCGUACCGGAGAUGCCCAAAGAGAGACUGCAUGGCUCUUUCAACCUGGUCACUCCGCUGCCACUCUCCUUCUCUGUCAAACCGGACGACUCUGUCACCCUCUACAGGGCAAGGAUGGACAACAGAGACGUGGUUCUACGGACACUUAAAGAAACAGCCGAUGACAGUGAGCGCCAGUCCUUCCUGGGCUUUGCCUCCUUCCUGUCUGAGCUGGGGCCCCACCCCUUUCUGCCUGGUCUGAUGGGCGUGGUCUCCCUACGUACCCCCCUCAUAACCGUGAUGGAGGAACUGGUGCACAGGGACCUGCUGGGGUUCCUAUGGAGGUGUCGACAGGACACAGGUGUGGAGUCCCCAUGCGAUAUCACAGAGCAGCGCAUCUUCACCAUGGGAGGACAAGUGGCUUCUGCUCUGGAAUACCUGCACGGUCAGAGCUGUAUCCAUGGCAAUGUUGGAGCUCGGAGCGUGCUGGUUGGUCGAGACCUAACGGCUAAACUGUGGGGAUUGGGUCCAGCAUACUGCAAGAAAACACAAGCAGGAACUCCAGGAGAGCUGCAGAACAUUGAGAUGAGGAAGUGGCAGGCUCCAGAAGUAUUGGCAAGGAGACCUGUCAGCCAAAGCAGUGACAUCUGGUCUUUUGGUAUUCUGCUCCAUGAAAUAGUGACACUAGGUGACCCGCCAUUCCCUAAUGUAAUGGCCGGUGAUCUUCUUCAAUACCUCCAGAGAGGAAAGUCUCAGAAGAGACCAGCUAAUUGUUCUAACUCACUGUAUUCCAUAAUCAAGUCCUGCGGCCAGUUCGCUCCACACGAGCGCCCUGCAUUGGCUGAGGUGAUCCAGAAGCUCCAAUCAGGAGAGAAGAGUGCCAACAAUAGGACAGUUCUUCAAGUGCCUGAGCCACUGGACAUUGAGAAGUACCUGCGGGAGGCGGGAUUUGGAGAGGCCUACAAUUACGUUGUUCUCUGAUUGGCUCCUGCGAUGGUCGUUUAAAUUAAGGUCUACAUUACGUUCAGUGUUGCUUUUCUCACAUUAUCAUGAAGACUGCUGGGAGAGCGUUUUGAAUGUCAAAACAACACAACUUGUUUAUCUUUAGGUCCCUUACUAUGCUCAAUACAACAUAAGUGACUGAUGAAACACUCAGGUAUUAACACAUACAGAAUUCGGAAUGUAUUCAGAGCCCCUUGACUUUUUCCACAUUUUGUUACAUUACAGCCUUAUUCUAAAAUGGAUUACGUUGUUUUAAAUCCUCAGCAAUCUACACACAAUACCCCAUAAUGACAAAGAGAAAACAGAUUUUUAAUCAUUUUUGCAAAAAACAGAAAUACAUUAUUUACAUAAGUAUUCAGACCCUU